AUGAAGCAAACGAGAUUUUUUCUUCCUACGUUCAGAUUAUGCCAUCGGGAUGAUCAUUUUCUACAGUGGAUGCUUUUCAACGUAUUGAUAUUAUUCUUCCUCUUUGCAAUAGUAGUAUUUCCAAAUUUUAUUUAUUCCUCUCUGAUUCAUCAUCAGAAAAAUUCAAUACUUUUCCUUCCCAAAAAUGUUGAUCAUCAACAAAUACACAAUCAUCAGGAUGCCACAACUAAUGUUGGAUACACACCUUUUUCAGCUCAACAAGACAAUAACAAUAGUUCAAACACUGAUGUGAUUUUACUAGAUUUUGGAAGAUUUCACAAGUGUGCCAAUUAUUCUGUCAUGACUAGCUUUUUUCCUUGCUUAAAUUGUGACACUUCCAUUCCCAACAAUUUUGCAUGCCGUGAAUUGAUAAUGCCAGAAAAAAUAGAAAGGUCUAACGAAUGGAGUUGGAAUUCCCGAAGUGACUUUUUCUAUAAGAGAUAUUUGACAAGUGGUAAAAAUCGAGAUGUUUGCGCGAAAGUAAGCGAAUGGGAAAAGCUUUCGAGGUUGAGAUGCUAUGACUUGUUGUGCCGUUCUGAUAAUAUUGUUGAACUAGCGUUACAAAUUUCGAAUGGAGAGACCACAAUUUUCGAUUGGUUUAAUUAUUGUCAAUAUUGCUCGAAAGAUUACAUAUUCGAUUUGAAAACAUGUAAAUUCAAUGAUACACGAUUUUAUAGCUUGCCAAAACUUUUUCCAACUUCGCUGUUGACCUGUGGAGCAGAAGAACUUGGAAUUCCUGUUCUUGUCAACGCAAACACUUCUCAUGACAUUUAUAGCCCAGUUUUUUACAUUACUUGUUAUUGCACAGAAAGUGACUUUUUUGGACACUCUUGUUGGUAUACUGCAAAACGAAAAGAUUUUUAUGAUUUUUUGAGUUAUUUAGGACUCUGUCUUCAUGGAAUUACCUUUUGUGCCAUUUUUUUCAUUUCAUUUAUUCCAAAAUUUAUUUAUUCUUUUCGACUGAGAAAAUGGAGAAAUAUGGCAACCAUGGCAUUGGUGGUCUUGUGUGAAGCAUCAUCGAUUGCUUCCUAUAUAACCUUAAUUAUUGGAGAUUCAAACUUGUUUAUUGCGUUGGAAUAUUCCUCUCUAUAUAUUGGAUAUUUUAGUUUAAUUACAUGGAUCAAGUUUUGGUUUCAUUUGGUGAGAUUUGCAAAAUCUAAAAAGUAUAAGAGUACUUGGUGCAGUGGAAUUUGCUUGGCGAUUGUUUUUCUGGUAUUAUUGAUGUUAGUUUUAGCACUACCCAUUCUCUCAAUUCUCAUCAAAAUGCAAAUUCCAACCGAAUUUGUAGUCGCCAUGAAUUUUGUACUCUUGCUCUCCAUUGUAGUGGCCAUUCUCACAUAUAUUGGACUCUCUUGUUAUAUUUAUUUUGUUAUGAGAAAAGUUUCCGAUAUUGAUCUAUUUCAAACAUGGUUUCUUCGAUUUGUCUUCUUCUCAUCUGCCAUCAUUACCAUCAUGGGAUGUAUUCACAUUUGUAUGAUUUUAUUUGAUUUUGCCUCUCAAGAUCCAGUCACUGGAGCUUUAUAUUUGGUAGUUCACGCCUUACUUAUCGUUUUGAUGGUUGGCAUUUCAUACAUGGAAUUUGAAAAGAGUGAAUUCUUUGAAGUGUAUGCUUGUUUUGGAAAAUGCAGAAAGAAAGGAUCAUCAUAUGCUCCUGUGUCAGAGAUUAAUCACAAUGACGAGACCAACAAUGAUCAGAAACAAUUAUUAACAGAGUCUCCAACAAUUUGA
Naegleria lovaniensis is the source of this 1767-nucleotide messenger RNA. RefSeq lists its product as uncharacterized. The transcript has 3 exons. The coding region runs from base 1 to 1767 and encodes 588 amino acids. NCBI's taxonomy places the organism in Eukaryota, Heterolobosea, Eutetramitea, Acrasida, Naegleriidae. The record is from RefSeq and is a predicted model, not a curated record.